CGAAUUACGGGAUAUACGGAGGCUCUGGUCUUCUUGGGAGGGAUUGGAAACUAAGUUGCAGAGAAGAUAAUGGAUGCACAUGGUUUCUUCUUUCUCUUCUGCUGUGCGGCCACCUUCCUACUAGCAGGAGCACAAAGAGGGUUUAUCAGCAUCGAUUGUGGACUCAACGACACUGCCACUUACAUUAAUCAGUUGAACAACCUCACCUACGUGUCCGACGACGGAUUCAUUGACAGCGGAAUGAAUGGUCUGAUAGAUCCCACUAGCAUCGGGAAAGGCUCCAACAAAGUAUACUUCACGGUGAGGUUCUUCCCAAACUACAAAAGAAACUGCUAUCAGCUGCCGGCAACUGUUGACACAAAGUAUAUCGUUCGGGCUACCUUCCUGUACGGCAAUUAUGACGGCCUCGACACACCGCCAAGUUUCGAUCUCCAUCUUGGUGUGAACGUCUGGGAAACCGUGAACUUGACCGACAACAAUAAGCCGUUCUGGACGGAGUUGGUCGUCCAAGCAGAGGCACGCUUUUUAUAUGUGUGCCUCGUGAAUACAGGACAUGGAACACCUUUCAUUUCUUCUUUGAAGCUCCGACCACUCCCGCAAAACAUGUAUGCACCUGCCAAUAGCUCGCUUUACCUUGCUUUGAAAACUUUCAGGCGGGUAGACCUUGGGGCCAAGCAACCAAGUUGGUACCCGACCGACCGCUUGGAUCGCAUAUGGGAAUCAAACUACGAUGGUUAUGGGACCCCCUACAUCACAAGUUUACCGGUGACGGAGUCUGCUAACCUAAUGUUUGGGUUGCCCUCGGUCGUAAUGCAGACUGCUGUCUACUCGCCGGAUGAAAUCCGGGUCAACUGGACCGGGGGAGUUGACGACAGGUUCCAUCUUUUCUUGGAGUUUGCUGAUGUAGUGCCACCGACCGCCGGAGGAUCGAGGACAAUGAAGGUUCAGAUGAACGGCGAGGACUGGGGUGAUGCCUCGAUUUUCUACCUCCACACCAAUGUUCUCUACUCAACAACACCUCUAAAUAAUGCCUCCGAAUAUUCGUUCUCCAUUCGGUCGGCGAAUGCUUCAGACGAGGGCGCCGUCCUGAACUCCUUCGAGAUCUACAAAGUGGUUACGUUCAACGGCUCUGCAACAGAAGAAGGAGACGUUAUGGCCGUCACAGCCAUGAAGGAGUACUAUCAACUGAAGAAAAACUGGAUUGCUGAUCCAUGUCUACCUUUUCCCUGGGAUGGCUUGACCUGUGAUGGAUCGCAAACAGUGGGCCUGGACCUUUCUAGCAGUGGGCUGAGUGGUAUGAUUAGUCGCCACAUUUUCAGUCUGACAAAGCUUAAAACAUUGAACUUGUCCACCAACAAUCUCCAUGGUUCGGUGCCGCCUUUUCUGCUAGAAAUGCCAUAUUUAGUCAAUAUAGACUUGUCAAGCAACAAUCUCUCUGGCCCUAUUCCAGACCUCAUGCGUGAAAGGGUGAGGAGCGGGAAACUAACGUUAAGAAUUGAAGGCAAUCCCCAUAUUUGCUUAAAAGAUCAAUGCACCCAGGAUCAGAAGAGCCACGCGGGCAAGAAUGUUGUAUCAGUUAUAUCAAUGGUCAUAUCUCUAGUUUUACUGGUGUGCUUAAUAUUCAUCUAAAUCGGUUAUCAUCAUGAUCAAGUACUCAAACAAAAGGAAAUUGUGUGUGAGUUACCAGUAGAUCAUGCAAGAGUGUUUGCAUGUAGCAUAUAUAUAGCCACCGUACUGCUGCUCAAUGCACGUUUUCUAUGUUCGAGAGAAUGACAUUCGUUUGGGUUUUGUGUGAAGCCGUUUUUGUUUUUUGUCUCUUUAUUUACUCUGUGGGCGUUGACUAUGACUCUGUUUCGCCUUUAAUAGAUGACUUUUGGUUAGUCA
Molecule: messenger RNA, 1884 nt
Organism: Nymphaea colorata (pocket water lily)
Lineage: Eukaryota; Viridiplantae; Streptophyta; Magnoliopsida; Nymphaeales; Nymphaeaceae
Product: putative leucine-rich repeat receptor-like serine/threonine-protein kinase At2g19230
Exons: 8
Coding region: 70-1629 (519 amino acids)
Molecular function (GO): protein binding
Source: RefSeq, a predicted model, not a curated record